This is a messenger RNA of Periconia digitata, 939 nucleotides long. The record is from the annotation of a GenBank genome assembly. Lineage: Eukaryota; Fungi; Ascomycota; Dothideomycetes; Pleosporales; Periconiaceae.
GCCCCACGUUCAUCAAUUGCUCACUGCAUCAUCAUCACCAUGAGUCUGAAGCGCAAGGCCACCGACGCUGCCGCUGAUGCCGCAAAGAAGACCAAACCCAACGCGAGCAUUACCUCGUUCUUUGGUGCUCCCAAGCCCAAACCAAACGCGACCGUUGCCGCCUUCGAUAAGGAAGCCUGGGUGGCGAAACUGACCGACGAGCAGAAGGAGCUGCUGCAAUUGGAGAUUGAGAAUCUGCAUGAGAGCUGGCUGCCUCACUUGAAGGAUGUCCUGGUCUCGCCGACCUUCCUGCAGCUGAAGCGAUUCCUCAAGCAGGAGAUUGCAAGCGGGAAGACGAUUUACCCGCCUAUGAAGGACGUGUACUCGUGGUCCAGACACACGCCUCUCAACACCGUCAAGGCAGUCAUCACAGGCCAGGAUCCCUACCACAACCCCAACCAAGCCCACGGGCUCUGCUUCUCCGUCCGCCCACCAACCCCCGCCCCACCCUCCCUGCAGAACAUCUACAAAGCGCUCAAGAAAGACUACCCGACCUUUGAGUCACCACCCAACAAGGGCGGUCUGCUGACCCCGUGGGCCGACCGCGGCGUGCUCAUGAUCAACACGUGUCUGACGGUGCGCCGCAACGACGCAAACUCGCACUCGGGCAAAGGCUGGGAACUCCUGACGCAGAAGGUCAUUGACACCGUGGCCAAAGUGCGCACCAACGGCGUCGUGUUCCUGGCUUGGGGGAACCCCGCGCAACAGCGGGUCAAGAGCAUCAAUGCCGAGAAGCAUUUGAUCCUCAAGAGCGUGCAUCCGAGCCCGCUUAGUGCGGCUAGGGGCUUCUUCGACUGCGGACACUUCAAAAAGGCGAAUGAGUGGUUGGUGCUGCGGUAUGGCGAGGGUGCCGAGAUUGAUUGGAAUCUCAACGUCGACCCGGAGAAGGCGGGCGUAUAG